AUGCGUCCUGGACUUCGAAGACGUCGGGCGGCGUCGUCACCUCCUCCUCCUAGUCCUGACCGCGAACCUGGAAACGAAAGCGAUUCUGGCAGCGAAUGGAACUUGCCACCCCCUCUCACUCCCCCUGCCACUGUCACUACCUCGACUAGAACCGCAAGACCUAUCACUCCCCCUAUCACUACAACCGCGCGUCAACAAAGAGCUACACAAAGUCAGCCUCAAGCUUCUCACACUCAAGGACAGCCAAAAAGAACCUCCCGGAAACGAGCACGACCCAAUGAAACUGCAAUUGAACCCCCCAUCCUUCCCGAUCCAGACAAAGAAGAUGACGAUCUCGACAUCAACAUGGUGCCCACCAUCACCAACUACCGGGACCUCGGACGGAAAUGGGGAACGGAGCACGCGCAAAAAGCACUUGCAUCUCUAACUCUCCCCAAGAACCUCUCACCUACUGGCCUGUAUGAGGCACAAGCCUUACAAUCAGACUACGAGUUGGAUAAGACCAUGCUCUGCCUGGUCCUCAAAUGUAGCCGCCGAGUAUUGGACGAAGCUCUACUUGAAGGACCUUUGGCUCGCGAGCCAAACAUGUACACUAACUACCAGACCUAUAGUGUCGUGGCAACAACAACCACAAUGCCACCUAAAGGAACAUCAGUUGGCUUCAAGGAGCGUAAUGCCAUCGUCGGAUCCACGUGGUCCACCUAUAACGAAGAGGAACAUGAAGUCUUCACCCCUCGUCUAUUCGAGCGAUUAUGUGUAGCUACUAGCGAGGCGUAUGCAUUAACUAAAACCCCAUUAGGAAUUACUCCCAAUCUUCCGCUGGAACAGACCCCCUCUACUAAAACCCCUGCUUCAACCUUAGAACCGCUAAGCCAAGACGAAGUCGAUAAAUAUGUUCCAGUAUUUGAGCGCCUAGUCAAUUUAACCAAAGUCUCACAUGACUUGUACCAGGCCCGCUUGUGGAGGCACAGUGGGAAAUCUAAGAAUCGAUCGAUGGAGAACUUAAUGACACUCAAAAUCAGCAAGAUUGUUCGACAGCUCCACGUAUUAAAAAAUCAGUUCAAUUUACAAUUUCACCUUCUCGUCGCAAGUUGGAACCCAGGAACGUCGGCCCCACGAGCCCUUUUUCAGAAUGAGUUCACCUCUUGUGAUCGCUGGGCCCGCAACCAACAAAAGAAUCACCUACUCGAGUGCUUCACUUUCGAAUCAACGAAGGCACCACUGCAUCUGCGCCCUAAACGAAAUGAAAUUAAGCCUAUGUGUGAAGGUGCAGCACGACAAGCCCAAAGACGGACCGAGCUCGCGAACGCCCUUAAUGGAUUGAUAGCCCCGUACCUUCGUGGGGGUUAUAUGGGCAGGGGAGACGCACAUCCUAAAGUUCCCAACUUGAAGGCCGCCUUUGAAGCAAAGACCUUUCGCGGUGAUAUCAAGCUGAAUUUUAUUUGCACACCGCAGAGCCGUAUCACAGACCUGAUGCUUUCAAAGGGGCCUGGCCAUCUUUCCAAUGACGAAGUGGACAUUUGGAUUGAAGAUAUUAAAAUGAAAAAUUAUAUUAUCAAUCGUGUCGUUCAGGCCGGCAAACCUGACCCGGACGGCAUCGUUGAAACAAUUGAUACCACUGCUGGUGACCCUCACUCUAACACCGAUUUACCUCAGGAGACCAUGGGACUAAUGUCAAUUCACUUCACACGACUUUUUACGUGCUUACGUGGCACAAUCCACACUAGGGCCAAGUUCCACACCCCAUCAUCCACAGCCGUUCAUCGUACAACUCCACCUUUCACGUCGAACCCUCUCCGCUCCUCGGCAACUGGCUUAUCAAGUUAUCAAUUUCGUAUCAACAGCUUUGAACCCAGCCGAUUGAGUCCGGAGGUGACUACCCUUGAAUCACCUUCAGCUCAGUCUGGGGUGAGCGGUAGUAGUUGCAACUGGGUGGAGAGACGGCUUCUGCAUAACCAGACAUCCAUCCAGAUUGCAACUUCUUCCACUCGCCCCGGAUAUCCAGGCACGAUGUCGACUGACCUAGAUCCUGGAUGGGAGAAACGCAAGAGGGACAAAUUCCCUAUUGGAUCAAAUGAGAGUGUUUCCACUGCUUUGCCUGGCGUAACAUAUCUUUCGGAUCUUCUAAAGCCCAUUGAUGUAAAACGUCAAACAGGUUUCAGCGAUCAGGAUCUCCCCCAGCCUUUCCGCACUGGAAAAUCAUAUGCUCAUGUACCACAUGAGCUCCUGGCCCCGGAUGGUUACCCAAGUACUGGCAAUUGGCUACACCCAGCUUGCAAAUUCGCUGUGCUAGGGCCUGAUCCGACUUCGGGUAAAGGUCGACUAGUGCAAAGGGCUUUGGAUCAGUAUCGCGAGCAGGGGUUUGAAAAUGUACCCGAGCCUCUACCGCGUGUGGUGAAGGUGAAGGCAAGUGGUAAAGAAAAUACGUAUGUCAAUAUCGUACUUAUUGCGGAAUCACAUAAAUGUUAG
Messenger RNA from Melampsora larici-populina 98AG31, 2469 nucleotides. RefSeq lists its product as uncharacterized. NCBI's taxonomy places the organism in Eukaryota, Fungi, Basidiomycota, Pucciniomycetes, Pucciniales, Melampsoraceae. Bases 1 to 2469 code for a protein of 822 amino acids. The transcript is spliced from 12 exons. The record is from RefSeq and is a predicted model, not a curated record.